This is a messenger RNA of Solanum lycopersicum (tomato), 1167 nucleotides long. RefSeq names its product bax inhibitor 1-like. The record is from RefSeq and is a predicted model, not a curated record. Lineage: Eukaryota; Viridiplantae; Streptophyta; Magnoliopsida; Solanales; Solanaceae.
ACAAAAAAUUCCUAAAAGAAUUUUAUAUUCCCAGACUUCUCCCCUUUCCCGCCAACAACUGAGCACAGAACUCAGAAGAUUCUUCUCCUUUUCUUUUGUGACGAAAUUACCCCUGUGAUAUCCCCAAUAACAAACUCUUGAGUGCAUAACGAACUAUAAAUACAGCUCACGUUCUUCAUUCUUCUUCAUCAAAUUUCCGAUUUCGUUUUUUCCUCUGAAGCAAAAAACAUGAAGUUCUCAGAUAUGAAACUCCAGGCCAUGAAUGCUGUGAGAGCUUACUUCGUAAGGAAUUGGACAAGAGAAGACCUGAUGAAUACUGGAGAAAUGACCCAGCACGCUUAUGCAAGCUUGAAGAGGGUAUAUCUUACUCUCUUCUUUGCCAUGUGGAGCUUUACUUUUGGAUCCUACUUGCACUGGAUCUGGGAAGCGGGAGGGCGGUUCACAGUCCUUUCUUCUGUAGCAAGUUUACUCUGUCUUUACUUAACAUCACCCUCGAGUGUGAGGACAAGGGUCUUACUCUUGAUGAUUGCUGCCUUUUCCAUCGGUGCUUCUAUUGGCAUUUUUACCAAAUAUUUCUUUGAAAUAGAUCAAGAGCUUGUUUUCCGCCUUUUGGCACCUCCAACACUUGGCAUUGGAUUUAUCUGGGUUGGAUCCACGUAUACGAGGGAAAGGAGUGCAAUCUACAAGGGCUGCCUGUUCUAUUCUUGUCUUCUAUUUUACUCCACCUUUAAUGCUAGUAAUUCAGAAUACAUUGACAGCCAUACAGCUCAUCGGAUGUUAAAGGUAUGCAUUGUGUUUGCAUUGUUCAUGGGGUACAUUGUGGUAUAUAGCCAAGAGAUAUUGUAUGAUGCUCACUUUGGAGAAAUUAACUUUGUCAAUCGCACACUCUCCAUCUUCUUCCGUUUACCAGGUAUAUUGGUCCAUACUGCAAGACUAUGCCUGCGUGCAUAAAUUGAGCAACACAGACAGAAUCUCAGAACUAAUGCUGAUACACUUGGAACUGUAGAAUAAAUAGAGUAUAUUGCAGAUGGGGAACUGUAAAUCAUGAAAAAUAUUCCUUUGUGGCUACAUUUUACUGAUUGAAUUUGAAAUUCGUUAGUCCGAAGCUAAGUGCUUUGGCCUUUGAAUGUUAUAUUCCUUGGUGAUAAGCACUUUUGCUCAACCAAA